AUGCGCAGACCAGCUACCUCGAUUUGGAGGUCCUGCGUGCAGCGGCGUUGCGGUACCAAUUUUGUUGCGGGGCUGAGGAGUCAGCUUGCUGUCCGCUGCUUUUCCACGGACCAGCUAUGGAGAGGUGUUCGCUCUACCAGCUUCAGCAAGAACCUGGAUUUCAAAGACGGGUCUGAAAGCACCUUUCCUGUAUUUCGAGUUCUCAAUCCCGCGGGAGAACUAGAUCCAGGAGUUGAGCUUCCGUUCUCCUUGGAAGAGGGGGUUGAAAUGAUGCGGAUGAUGAUCAAGUCCAAGGUCUAUGAUGAUGUGUUGAUGACCAUGCAGCGACAAGGGCGGAUAAGCUUCUACUGCACAAACUAUGGAGAAGAAGCAACCAGUGUGGGCACGGCCGCGGCUCUGAAGCCUCAGGACAUGAUUUGGCCUCAGUAUCGGGAGCUCGGUGCCUUCUUGUGGAGAGGUUUGACAGCACAGGAGAUUGCCGACCAGAACAUUGGCAACGAGGGUGAUCGGAGCAAGGGACGGAACCUGCAGGUGCACUACUGCAUGCUGGAGAAGAACAUGCAGACUGUGCAUGCUGUCUUAGGCACUCAAAUCCCGCAGGCCCCAGGUGCAGGCUAUGCUUAUAAACUGGGUAAGGAGGAUCGAGUGUCCGUUGCCUAUUUCGGUGACGGAGCAGCAUCUGAGGGGGAUGCGUUUACUGGUCUGAACUUUGCUUCCGUAUAUGGUGCGCAGACGCUCUUUAUCUGCCGAAACAAUGGCUACUCCAUCUCCACGGGGGUCGAGGACCAGUACAAAGGAGAUGGUAUCGCUGCCCGUGGACCAGCUCUGGCCAUACCCACCGUCCGAAUCGACGGGAACGACUUGGUGGCUGUGUACAUUGCUACUGAAGCAGCCCGGAAGAAAUGCGUGGAGGAGAAAACACCCAUACUUCUAGAGCUCAUGACCUACCGGGUCGGUGACCACACCACCUCGGAUGAUUCAUCGGCGUACCGAAAAGAGGAUCAGGAUGAGGUCAAGAAGUUGGCAGGCAUUGGGCCGCUGCCCCGUUGGAAGAAGUUUCUGGAAUCCAAGGGUGUAUGGGAUGACGAGAAGUCGAAAGCCACAGAAGCAGCGGCACGGGAGGAGAUGCUCCAGGCAAUGAAAGCAGGAGAGGCAAAGAAGAGACCGCCACUGCGGGAGUUGUUCACUGAUGUUUUCAGCGACCUGCCCUGGCAUUUGGAAGAACAGGCAGCCUAUGCUGAAAAGCACUGUCGUGAAUACAGCAGUGAGUUCAACAUGCAUGCUUUCAGAGGGCUUGAUGGCCCUGCGCCUGCCGUUGAUCCAAAGCGAACUGCCUCUGCUCCCCGAGUUCUGCCCCCUAGUCCUCGAGGCGAGACGAAAGAGACGACCAUGGUUCAGGCAAUCAACGAUGCAUUGUCCAUCGCUCUGAGCUCAGACAAAAAUGCCGUACUGUUUGGUGAAGAUGUGGCCUUCGGCGGGGUCUUCCGUGCCUCCGUCGGGCUGAGAGACAAGUUUGGCGAAGACCGAGUUCUCAACGCACCAGUGGCUGAGCAAGCCAUUGCCGCUUUCGCGGUCGGUCUCUCCGUGGCAGGGUACAAGGCAAUUGCAGAGAUUCAGUUCGCCGAUUACAUCUUCCCUGCCUUUGACCAAAUCGUCAAUGAAAUUGCAAAGUAUCGAUACCGCAAUGCUGGCGGCGGUUGCGGAAACAUUACUAUUCGGGCCCCAUGCUCUGCAGUGGGACAUGGAAGUAUGUACCACAGCCAGAGUGUCGAGUCUUAUUUUGCCCACUGCCCGGGCUUGAAGAUCGUGAUCCCGAGAGGGCCGAAGCAGGCCAAAGGAUUGCUGCUUGCGGCUAUUCGAGAUCCUGACCCUGUCUUGUUCUUCGAGCCGAAGGUCCUUUAUCGAGCGCGGAUUCAAGGACCUGAUGGCCAAGUGCCCGUCGAGGACUACGAGCUCCCCAUUGGACAAGCCGAAGUAGUGCAGGAAGGAACUGAUGUGACUCUUGUCGGAUGGGGGUCGCAGAUUGGCCGGCUGCAGGCAGCGGCUGCCACGGCCGCCAAAGAAGGGAUUUCCUGCGAGGUGGUUGACUUGCAGACCAUCAUCCCAUGGGAUGUGGACACGGUGCAGGCCUCCGUGCAGAAGACCGGGCGUUUGAUAGUCGCCCAUGAGGCCCCUCAAACAAACGGCUUCGGUGCAGAGAUUGCGGCCAAAAUCCAGGAGCGCUGCUUUCUUCACCUGCAGAGCCCAAUCCAGAGAGUGUGCGGUUUUGACACCCACUUUCCCUACGCCUGGGAGGAGUUCUACGUGCCGUCUGCUUCAAGGGUCCUGGCUGCCAUCAAGGCGCAUUCCGAGCUUGGAGUAUUCAACACAAGCGACUACCGGCCGCCACCGGCUCACUUUCUGGGCUUCAGCGAGACAACGGAAAGGUGCAGCUUCAUUAGUUUGGGCUUGCAGCUUUGUGGCAUUUUUGUGGCAUGGACCCACUAUGAGGAAUCUGGACGCAAGUGCAAGAUCAUUUGCACGAUGGGGCCAUGCUGCUGGGAAGUGGACAUGCUCACCAAACUCAUUGAGCCCCGAUGCACUGAAGCGCUUAGAAAAAUCCCUCAGGAUCAGGGCAUGAACAUUGCCCGCUUGAACUUCUCACACGGAGACCACGAGGGCCAUGGCAAAACAGUCGCCAGGGUCCGCGAGGCUUCCAAGCUACGGCCUGACAAGCCAGUGGGCAUUCUACUGGAUACCAAGGGACCUGAGAUCCGCACGGGCUUCUUCAAGGAGGAGCUUGCCGGUGGAAAGAUUAACCUCAAGGAAGGGCAGGAGCUGAAAUUGGUGACGGACUACAGCUUCAAGGGCGAUGACAAGACGCUGGCCGUGUCGUAUGCAACACUCCCAACGGCUGUGAAGCCAGGACAGACCAUCCUCGCUGCGGAUGGCUCUCUUUCCUUGAAAGUCAAGAGCUGCGGCAGUGACCACGUGAUCACUGAGGUGAUGAAUGACAUUUCCGUUGGCGAGAAGAAAAACAUGAACCUUCCGGGAGUGAAGGUUGACCUACCGGUGCUUCAGGAGAAAGACAAGAAGGACCUGCUUGAGUUCGGCAUUCCGCAGGGUGUGGACUUCAUUGCGGCGAGCUUUGUCCAGGAUGCAAAGGACUUGAAGCUGAUCCGAGACACCUUGGGAAUGCGGGGUCGCUCCAUGAAGAUCAUUUCGAAGAUCGAGAACCAGGAAGGUAUCAACAACAUCGACGAGAUUGUCGCAGCGACUGAUGGAGUCAUGGUUGCCCGUGGCGAUAUGGGCAUGGAGAUUGACAUCGAGAAAGUCGGCCUUGUGCAGAAGAUGAUCAUCUCGAAAUGCAACCUGCACGGCAAGUUCAGCGUCACUGCCACGCAGAUGCUGGACUCGAUGGAGCGUGCUCCGAGACCAACCCGUGCUGAGGCAACAGACGUAUUGAAUGCGAUUUUGGACGGCACCGAUGUCGUCAUGCUGUCCGGUGAGACCGCCAACGGCAAGUUCCCAGAGCAAGCAGUGAUGACCAUGAGGAGAAUCUGCGAGCAGGCAGAAUCAGUGAUUGACUACAAGGCUCUGUACCUCCGAAUCAGAAUGGCCGUGUUGGAGUCCGAGCACUCCAUGUGCCCAGUUGAGUCUGUCUGCUCAUCAGCUGUGAAGACUGUUGUGGACUCAGGAUGCAAGCUGAUCAUCUCCCUCACAGAGACAGGCCACACAGCCCGAGUCAUCUCCAAGUACCGACCUUCCGUUCCCAUCCUUGCGAUCACCGCUAGUGAAACCACCUUGCGCCAGCUUGUGGCUCAUCGCGGAGUGGUUCCCAUCCUCACAGCCUCCUUCCAGGGCACGGACUCAGUCAUCAACAAAGCCCUCGCACGGGCCAAGGAGCUGGGCAUGGUGAAGCCCGGAGACACGGUGGUGGCGAUCCACGGCCAACGAGAAGAGUGUCCAGGCCAGUCCAACCUCAUGAAGGUUGUGGUGUGCCCUUGA
Molecule: messenger RNA, 3987 nt
Organism: Symbiodinium natans
Lineage: Eukaryota; Dinophyceae; Suessiales; Symbiodiniaceae
Source: the annotation of a GenBank genome assembly